UAAAGGAAGUAGGUGCAGCGUGCAGGCCGUUCAGACGCACCGAUGCUGAACACUGGCACGCAGGGGAGAAAUGUGAGGGGGGUCAUCUGUAGUCGAGUAGACAGGAAGGGGAAGUGGUAAGCAGACUAAAGUGUGAAAAGAUGAGGCUUGUAUGUAAAUCAACCUAGACCUCCCCAUGUGUUUAUUUAGCAUUUCCUUUGCCGUGCAUGUGCUUUAUUGGAGUAGCCUGGUGCUUGAGUCCGUUUUGCAAGCAGGAUGACACAAAAUAAAGAUGCCGGCGGUGGUAAAGGCAACGCUACGGAGGGAGAGGAACUCAAGAUAGUCAUUGUGGGAGAUGGAGGCUGUGGGAAAACGUCUCUUCUCAUGGUGUAUGCCAAAGAUUACUUUCCAGAGAAAUAUGCCCCGACGGUGUUUGAAAAGUUCACCACCACUGUGGUCCUGAGAGGAAAAGAAGUCAAGCUCAACGUGUACGACACAGCAGGCCAGGAGGACUACGACAGGCUGCGACCGCUUUCGUACCAGGAGGCUCAUCUGAUUCUGGUCUGCUUUGACGUGACCAACCCCACCAGUUUUGACAAUGUGACCAUAAAGUGGCACCCGGAGGUGAAGCACUUCUGUCAGGACGUCCCGGUCAUCUUGAUUGGCUGCAAGACAGACCUCAGGAAGGACAAAGAGUGCACCAGGAGACUGAAGACCCUAAACCAGGCUCCCAUCACGUACACACAGGGCCUGGCCGCCCAGCGGACGACGAACGCAGAGCUCUACCUGGAGUGUUCGGCCAAGUACCAGGAGAACGUGGAGGACGUCUUCAGGGAGGCCGCCAAGAAGGCUUUGGCUUUCCGCCGCAAGCAAAAAGACUACAAGAGGAAGAGACAAUGUGCAAUUCUAUGACCCAAACAACAGAAAACAUCACCUUUUGUCCAAAGCUGCGCUAUAGACGUUCGGGAUAUUCAACUGAAAUUUCUGAGAACCGAAAAUGCACGAGAAACUUUACAGGUGAAUUUCUCUCAACAUUUGAAAGCACGAGACAAAAGACUUUUUGUACAGCUUGCUGUCUGACAACAAGGACGUGAACGGCAAAAGUUUAACUUCCACUUCACAGCCUUUCAGUGACUCUUCCAGUAUCCAGAAAGUAACAUCCUUGUAAAUAAAUAAUAAUAAUAAUAAUAAUAAUGGCGGCCGACUGGUUAGAGCGUCGGCCUCACAGUUCUGAGGACCCGGGUUUGAUCCCCGGCCCCGCCUGUGUGGAGUUAGCAUGUUCUCCCCGUGCCUGCGUGGCUUUUCUCCGGGCACUCCGGUUUCCUCCCACAUCCCAAAAACACGCAUUCAUUGGAGACUCUAAAUUGCCCGUAGGCGUGAAUGUGAGUGCGAAUGGUUGGUUGUUUGUAUGUGCCCUGCGAUUGGCUGGCAACCCGUUCGGGGUGUACCCCGCCUCCUGCCCGAUGACAGCUGGGAUGGGCUCCGGCACGCCCGCGACCCCAGUGAGGAGAAGCGGCUCAGAAAAUGGAUGGAUGGAUGGAUAAUAAUAAUAACCUGUAAAGGUUAUAGUGCAUUUUAGGUUCAUCGUCAACUUUCACCCCAAAGCUCAAUAUCCUGAACUUAGUGUAUUUGUUGUUUUUGAUAUAUCAGGUAAAAACCUGUCUAAAUUAUUUUCAUUUUCUAUUGGUUUUUAUUAUAAAUUAAUGUGGAGUCUGACCAAUUCUGUUCACAAUGCCAAAAAGAUUCACAUGCAGCCCGAGUUAAAGUAUGUGUUACAUUUUCAGACUGGGAAUGACACAAGAAAGUGUCAAAGCCAAUGUGAGAUGAUGUGUUAAGAGAGCAUUCAAAAUGUUUAUUUUUUUUUAUGUUUGACUUUUUUUAGUUAUGAUAUCCCUGACCAUUUUUUAUGAUAUGCAAUCUUUUGCACCAUCCUGAUAACUUUUAUGAAAAACAUUGGGUGUGCUCAUACUGAAAACAUGUACCGCAUGUAAAAAAAAAAUAAAUAAAAAAAAAAUAACAGUAAA
This is a messenger RNA of Phycodurus eques (leafy seadragon), 2003 nucleotides long. It is a transcript of the gene rhof, whose product is annotated as ras homolog family member F. Gene Ontology annotation, molecular function: GTP binding; GTPase activity. Lineage: Eukaryota; Metazoa; Chordata; Actinopteri; Syngnathiformes; Syngnathidae. The coding region runs from base 256 to 891 and encodes 211 amino acids. Gene Ontology annotation, biological process: cell migration; small GTPase-mediated signal transduction. The transcript is spliced from 5 exons. The record is from RefSeq and is a predicted model, not a curated record.